Dermatophagoides farinae (American house dust mite) is the source of this 1563-nucleotide messenger RNA. NCBI's taxonomy places the organism in Eukaryota, Metazoa, Arthropoda, Arachnida, Sarcoptiformes, Pyroglyphidae. The record is from RefSeq and is a predicted model, not a curated record.
AUGAGAAGUGUUGUCGAUAAUUUGAGACCAAUGUUGGGUGAUCAAUUUCAUUCGCCUACAUCAUCCGCAUCCGUAUCACCAAUAAUGGCUAAUAUGUCGCAGCAGCAGCAGCCAAAUUCAUUAGAUCUUAGUUUGCGUAAUACAACAGCAACAGCAGCAACAACAAAUGAUCUAAUUAUUUGUGGUCAAUCAUUAUUAUCAUUGGAUAAUAAUAAUCGUUCAAUAAAUAAUCAUGAAAAUGAACAUCAACAACGUGCAAUACGAUCCUAUUAUCAACCGUUAUUAUCAUCAUCACCAUUAUCAACACCAUCAACAUCACCAUCGAAUCCAUAUGAAAGUUUGAAUCAAAAACGUGAAAGUGUUAUCACAUUUAGCCAUACAAAUUUAAGUCAAAAUGAUCAAUCACAACUACUACUACAACCACAACAACAGCGAUUAACAUCAAUUACAAAAUUAUAUUCCAAUGCAAUUUUACAUCAUCAAAAUAAUGGUAAUGAUGAUGAUGUGGAUUCAAAUGAAGAUCAACAAAACAUUGUUGACGAUGAUGAUGACAAUAAUAAUCGAACAAAAUCAUCAUCAAAAUUUAAUGGAUUAUUAUUAUCCAAGUUAGCCAGUAUUGGUAUGAGAGGUAUAAACAUCAGCAAUAAUAAUAAUAAUAAAUUGAAUGAUGAACAACAACAAGAACAAAUUAUACUUGUCAAUAAUAUACCAUUAACAAUUGAUCAAAUAAUCUGUAUUUGUCAGGUAUUACAAAAAUGUGAUCUACAAAAACUAGAAAAAUUCAUCUAUGAUCUUCCAAAUGAUUCUCUUUGUAAUAAAAAUGAAUUAAUUAUACGUGCACGUGCUAUUGCUGCAUAUCAUUCAGGUAAUUUUAAACAAGUUUAUGAUCUACUUGAAGCGAAUUCAUUUCCAGUUAAAUAUCAUCAAGAAUUACAAUCAUUAUGGAAUAAUGCCCAUUAUAAAGAACAUGAAAUGAAACGUGGACAUCCACCUGGUGCGGUGGAAAAAUAUCGUAUAAGGAAAAAAUAUCAAUUUCCUCGUACAAUCUGGGAUGGUGAAGAAUAUGUUUAUUGUUUUAAAGAGAAAAAUCGCCGUAUUUUAAAAGAAUUUUACUUGAAAUGUAAUCUACCUACACAGGAAGAUAAAUUGAAACUUUCAAAUGAAACACAGUUGACAGUUGUACAAAUAAGCAACUGGUUUAAAAAUCGACGUCAACGAGAUCGACAGCCGCAUCUUAAUCAUCAUCAUCACCACGAUAAUCACCACCACCACCACCAUCAUCAGCAUCAUCAUCAACAACAACAACAUCAACAUCAUAACAUUCAUGAGGAUCAAGAAUUACCAUUACAGCAUCAUCAUCAACAACAAUGUCAUGAUGAUGGUGAUGAUGAUAAUGAUGACGAUAGUGAACAUGAAAAAAACGGUAGUAACCAUCAACACCAACACCAUCAUCAUCAACAACAACAACAACAACAAAAUCAGCAUUUAGUUCAUGAUAAUAAUAAUGAGAAGUUAGUAGAUGAUACUUUAUCUAAUGAAAUACCUAAAUAUUUUCUAAGAUAG